Messenger RNA from Pocillopora meandrina, 3133 nucleotides. The record is from the annotation of a GenBank genome assembly. Lineage: Eukaryota; Metazoa; Cnidaria; Anthozoa; Scleractinia; Pocilloporidae.
UAUGGCGUUCAAUCCAGCGGGAAUAGAAGCUUUGUCUGAACUUUUGAAACCUCCAAAAGACGAUGAUUCAAGCUCUGAUGUAAGUUGGUUAAAACUAGUUAAAAGGGCGAAAGUUUGAAGGAGAAGAGCAGCGAGUUUCAGCGUAUUUGCAGCGGCGAAAUUUAAAACGAAUUUGUGUUCAUCAUGACACUGCCUACCUUUAUCAAUAAAUAGGAUGAAAAUUUCUCGCCAAAGAAAUCUGCUGCUGUAAAUCCUGGAAGCAUUGGGCCUCCAAAGAAACAAGAAAAACUCGGUAAGCCCUAUGUUCUCUUUACAAUGUCUUUCGAACGAUCAGUUUGGCUUUCCAUUACAAUGGACGUAGCAAAAAGUAAUCAAAUAGCUAGGUAGGGAUCUAACUUAAGAGAAUUGCUCCAAAUGACAGUUUUUUGUCUUUUUUGUGGUGCUUGUUUCCUGCUGCCUCGAGAUCAGCAACUGCUGUGACUUAAAAGAAUACAAGGUGUAGGUCUUAAAUAGAUAACUCAGAUUUUGAUCUAUGUAUUUCACAUGGCCGCUGACCUGAGCUGGGUCUAAGGCUCUGACUAGAAAAAUUACUACUGCGGAUAACUCUCACAUUUCCUUCUUCUUGUAAUGCUAUUCUCAUUUACAAGGUGGUUCUCAAGUUCCUAACUCUCAACUAGCAGAGAGCAGUGAUAUCUGGAGUGAGGAGGAGAUACCUGAGGGUGGACAAGGAGAUGAUGAGUUAGAUCCAAGACCUGCUCCUGAGUAUGAAACAACAACAACAACAACAAAUUAUUCGAUCUACCAACUUGUUCUAAAUAACUUUUAGUGAAAAUUAAUCAAAUUUUCUUCUGACCACUUUGCCAAUAUAAGACUUGAUUGAAAAUUGUUAUUUCCAUCAGCUAACAGCCAUGAUUAACUUGUUCAAAUCAAUUAUCAACCCUCCAAAAAGUUUGUGAAUAUUUAGACUCCAAGGGAUUUGUCACUAAGUUGACCUCAGCAAGUUGUUCAAGGAUGUUGGCAAGUUUACCAAUAGUAUUGUAGUAUUGAUUAAAUGGUUUCAGUGGUAACCAACCAGCACACAGUAACUGGUAAUCACACAUGAUUGUUUAAAAUUUAGAAACUUUGAUAGGUGUCAGGGCAUAUUGAAAUCCUCUAAGGCGGGUGGUUUCUGAAUGUAAUGCUAUAGACUCAAUCUCAGAGGUCCAGUUUAAAGCCCUGGCUGAGGCACUGUGUUGUUUACACUUACUCUCUGCUCUGAAGAACAAAAUAAGCAUUUUGAGGAACACUUAACAAAUUUCUGGGAGAUUAUGAAACUGUAAAAGUACUGAUGCUGCAGAUAUUUGACGGAAUAAGGAGUUUUGGUUCAUGUGAAAAUAUUGACUGAAAAAAGAUAGGGUAUCACAUUUAUGAAUUAAUAUACACUGUAUUUGUUUACUUUUCUGUUUAUUUAGUAGCAGUAUAAUGGAAAUUAACAUUACUUUAAAAUCCCUUAUUUUUAAAUUCAAUUUAGAUAUGAAAUGAUUUUUAAGCAAGCUGUAACCUCAGAGGAUAUGUAUCUUCAAAUGAGUGGCAGAAAUCCAUCCUCCUCUAGCUGUGAAGAUUUAGUGGUGAGAAUGAGUCUAGCACUGCUGUGUUGUUAACAGAAAUCUUUUAUUACAAACCCCUGAAUGGUUUUCACCCCUAACCAGUACUAGCAAUGUGGGUGGUAGAGGAUACUAAUGCAGCAUAUAUUGCAAAAAUUGAGAAAAAAAGUCUGUUAAAUUUUGAUGGUUCUACAGUAUCAGUGUACAAGAUGGAUUAUGAAUCAGCCAUCACAUUAUUUAUUGUGAGAACAUCAAUCAAAGAAAGAGAAACCAGAAAAAGAAAAAUCAGGCCUAAAUGGAGUUUGAACCUAGGUCUUCUGAGCACUUGUCCAGAGUUACUAGUGACUGAGUUACAUAGCCAUGUUUUGGUUGCCAUGAUAUGUUAGGGUUUCUUGUUUCCUUUAAAGAAAUUUGAUCUCAAAUUAUCAUUAUAAGAAAUUGUUUAUGACCUGUACAUGCAGUUGAAGCAGUCACAGAUAACCUAAAAUAAAGAUUUAGUGUUGGAUUAGGCCUACCUUCUACCCUACCCCCCUCCCCCUAUCUCAUUUUUUGAGAAUGUGCUUUCAUGCAAUUGUAAAUCCUGGGUUGGACUUGUUUUGUUACUUAGUACAGAUGCUAACUACAACUGUUUUCUCGCUUGUAGAUAAAAAUCAAGCUUCCAGACACAGAGUACUCCGAUGUAAAUUUAGAUGUGACAGAUACUUUUCUAGACUGUAGAACACCAAAAUAGUAAGUCAACAAAUAAAAAUUCUCUUUCCUUGUCUAGGAGGGGAAAAAAAAUCCCUCCUCCACCACAAUCCUUCAUUCUCCUUCCCUUUCCCUCAUCCUUACAUCCUUACACUUGGACAAUGACAGUUUGUGUUUUUCAAUAAUUUACAAAGUACGUUUUCUCGGAAAUGAUCAACAAUGUGUUUUCACUUCAAUUUCAGUAAACUUGGAGUUCACCUGCCACACCCAGUGGACAGUAAAAAUGGCAAAGCACAGUGGGAUAAAAGUAAAAACCUACUGACUGUAACUGUUCGACUUGUACGGGAAUAUGACUUCCUCACACAAAGGUGAUCAGAUAGAAUUCUUCUUGAUGUAUUCCUUUAGGACCUUUAAUGCAAGGAAGAGGAGAGCAGCAGUAAACACUGUCUAAGCCACCAUAAACCUGAUCCAGCUUCAGGACAGACAUUUUCACUCUCGAUGGUGUUUGGUUAAGUUUUGCCCUCUACAUUCCUGUUUACUAUCAGCAACAGUAGGAAGGCUGUAAAGGAUACAUCUGCACCUUGAUUUAAAUCUAAUUUCUGGAUUGCUGAUGACUCUACUCAACGUUUAAGAAAGAUUUGGAGGGAAAAUUGAAAGGAUUUACCUUGUCCCUCAAAAAAAUUUCACCAUGAACAUCUUAAAAAUAUAACGUUGGAACCCAAGGACUGAGUGCUUUGAGUUGAAUGAUGAAUACUUGUACAAUUACACUGAACUGCUAUAAGAUACUAUCAAAUUUAUUUUUUUGCUGGAAAUUGUAUUCAAACUUUUGAAAUUAGUGCAAAAUUAAAUAAAUUAUAUUGCCU